Molecule: messenger RNA, 4279 nt
Organism: Cydia splendana
Lineage: Eukaryota; Metazoa; Arthropoda; Insecta; Lepidoptera; Tortricidae
Exons: 1
Coding region: 167-4279 (1370 amino acids)
Biological process (GO): DNA integration
Molecular function (GO): nucleic acid binding; zinc ion binding
Source: RefSeq, a predicted model, not a curated record
UCUGAAUUACACACGAUUGAGCUAGCCCGGUGUUUCAUUGCUGCUCCUGGAUAUACCUGAAGGCCCCUUCUAGUUACAUACAUAAUAAUCUGGCGACGAGUCGUGAUCGAAUCAGCGAGUGCGCGAACGUAGUUGAGUGACUUGAGUGAUAUCUUGUGCGAACAGAAUGGCAAAAAUGUCGGUUGGCAAGAUGGACGCGUUUGAUCGGAACAAAGAUAAUUGGGCGACGUAUAUAGACAGGCUGGAGCAGUAUUUUAUAGUAAAUGAUGUGCAAGAUGACCGCAAAGUACCAUUAUUAAUUACCGCGAUGGGAGCAGAUAGCUACGAUUUAUUAGUGACCUUGUGUACUCCGACUAAGCCAUCAGAAAAAACCUACAAUGAACUUGUCAAACUUAUGUCAAGUCAUCUGCAGCCGCGGCCGAGUGUUUUAGCGGAAAGAUAUAAAUUUCGUCAACGCAAGCAGUCGAAAAAUGAAUCGAUAGCGGAUUUUAUUGCGGACUUGCAAAAGCUAACUAAAUAUUGUGAGUUUGGUACGUGGUUGGAUGACAGCUUGCGAGAUCAAUUUGUGUGUGGAUUGUAUAAUGAGACUAUUCGAAUGCGGUUAUUUACGGAAAAAGACCUGAAGUUUGCUAAGGCUAAGGGAUUAGCAAUAGCGAUGGAGGCAGCAGAGGUUAAUGCGGCAGCGGUAGAAAGUCGAGGUCGGUCAUCAGGAAAUGACGCCACGACGCCAUGUUUUUCUAUAAGCAACGACAAGCAUUCAAAUUUCAAGACGCCAUUACGGAACACACGAAGUUAUCCGAAAAGCGACGAGCAAACCAAAGUAGUUCGCAACGAAGUUAACCGAUGGAGGCCGAACGGACAGCGGCCGAACAAUAGUUACCGGGGACCUGUGACGUCGAGAUCAGCUGACGGCAACCGCGCGCAAGUAGGUCAAGGACAAGGGACGUGCUCAGCGUGUGGUGGUGCGCAUGCGGCUCAGACGUGCAAAUUUCGACUUUAUGUAUGCCGUGUUUGUAAUCAAGACGGACACUUGAAAAAAAUGUGCCCGAGGUUGACGAAAGUUAACUACGUUGAGGAUGAGUAUUCGGAAGAGGAAACAUAUGACUUAGAGGUAAAUCUUUCCUUUGUAAAAGAAGAUAAUUUCAGUAAAUAUAAACCCUAUUAUGUGACCCUAAAUGUUAACAAUCACGAUAUUAAGAUGGAGAUUGACACGGGUAGUGCUAUAAGUUGUAUUAGUCCAAAAGUUUAUGAAAAAUAUUUUUCUAAUUGUGAGCUUAAACCGGGUCACCUAAUAUUAAGAUAUUAUUCGGGGGAGAAAGUUCGUCCGUUGGGUAGAUUGAAGCCACUAAUUAAGUAUAAGGAUCGCUCAAUGCCGCUCGAUUUGUUUGUUAUAGAGGAUGGUAAAACUAAUUUACUAGGCAGACAAUGGUUAGUUGAGUUAGGAAUUAUUAAGGUUUCGUUCGAGUCAGACUUGAUUAAUUAUGUAAAAACAUCGAGAGAUUUUAAUUUGUCAAAUUUCAGUUCCAGGUUUAAGAGUGUGUUCUCGGAGGGCCUGGGGAGGUACAACGGCGGGCUAGUGUCACUGCGAGUGCGGUCGGACGCGCAUCCCGUGUUUCUACGCGCGCGCCCCCUGGCGUACGCGCUGCGCGAGCCGGUGGAGCGCGAGCUGGAGCGGCUGGAGCGCGACGGCGUCAUCACGCCCGUCGAGACCUCCGAGUGGGCGACACCUAUCGUACCGGUGGUCAAGUCUGACGGAACUAUACGCAUCUGCGGAGAUUACAAGAUAAGUCUUAAUAAACAUUUAGAUGUGGACCGUUUUCCUUUGCCUAGGGUCGAAGAUUUGUUUACAAAAUUGCAUGGAGGUCAAAAAUUUAGUAAAAUUGACCUCUCUCAAGCAUAUGCACAAUUGGUGCUGGAUGAUACUGCCAAAUACACUGUGAUUAAUACGCACAAAGGUUUAUUUAAAUACAACCGGUUGAUUUACGGUUUAUCCUCGAGUCCAGGCAUUUUCCAAAGGAUUCUAGAACAGAUGUUUGCAGAUUUGCCGAAAGUGGGUGUGUUCCUAGACGACGUAGUCAUUACGGGCGAAAAUGACAAGGAACACAUAGAAAACCUUUAUAGAGUGUUUGAAAGGCUCGAGAAAUACGGUUUAAAGAUUAAAAAAGAUAAAUGUUCUUUCCUGGCCAAUUCAAUUACCUAUUUAGGUUAUGUAGUCGAUAAAGAAGGACUCCACACCUGUCCCAAGAAGGUUAGAGAUAUUUUGAAUGUAACAACGCCUAGUAACGUGUCCGAGUUACGUUCUUUUCUUGGAAUGGCGAUGUACUAUGCGAAAUUUGUGAGAAAUAUUAGCACAAUACUGACACCCUUAUAUGACUUGCUAAAAAAAAAUGUUAAAUUUGAGUGGUCGCAGUCUUGUCAGGAAGCUUUAAAUAAGGUUAAACGAUUGUUGGCUUCCAGUGAGGUGCUGGCCCACUACUCGCCAGACCUCCCACUGAUUCUGACGACAGAUGCGAGCAGCGUGGGCGUGGCCGCCGUGAUAUCGCAUGCAUGGCCGGACGGUACGGAGCGCCCCAUAGCCUACGCUUCGAGAGUAUUGAACAGCGCGGAGAAGGCAUACUCACAAAUAGAACGAGAGGGACUUGCCAUUAUUUAUGGAGUAAAGAAAUUCCACCAAUACUUGUACGGCCGCAGAUUCAUUUUGAGGACCGACCACAAGCCGUUGGUGACGAUCUUCGGAGACAAAGCCGGGAUACCGGUGAUGGCGGCCAGUCGCAUGCAGAGAUGGGCAAUUAUUUUAGGCGGCUAUCAAUAUGAUAUUGAGUAUGUACACACUACUAAAAAUGGAGCUGACGCCCUCUCUCGACUACCGCCGCACAGGCCCGAUAGUAAUCAGACCAGUGAGGAAAUAACAUAUCUGAAUUUCGUACAAAACUUUUUGCCCCUUACCAGCCAGGACGUCCAGAAAGCGACGGAGAAAAAUAUUAUUUUAAGGCAAGUACUUACAUACAUUAGAGGAGGGUGGCCAGCAUCUUCUACUAGCGAAGAAUUAAAACCAUUUUUCUCCAGAAGGCACGAACUGUAUGUCGAAGGUGGCUGUGUAAUGUGGGGUUAUCGUAUGGUAAUUCCAGAAAACUUAAGAGCCAAUAUUUUAAAGGAAUUACACAGCAGUCACCAAGGUAUGGUCAAGAUGAAGAGUGUUGCUCGUAGUUUCGUUUGGUGGCCAAAUAUCGAUAGUGAUAUAGAAGCGAUGAGUCGAAACUGCGCUAUUUGCGCUGUGGAGGCUUGUGCACCACCCCGAGUUAAAUCUCAACCCUGGCCGUACUACUCGGAGCCCUGGAGUAGGCUUCAUGUGGACUUUCUGGGACCUUAUGAAGGUAGGACUUUUUUUAUUUUGAUCGACUCAACCACCAAAUGGAUUGAGGCUUUCCUAAUGACCAGGACAACAGCAAAGGCAGUAAUUAAGGUGUUGCGGGAGACUUUUGCGAGGUUCGGACUGCCAAAGGAAGUCGUGUCAGAUAACGGACCGCCGUUCACAAGUCAAGAGAUGGAUGAAUUUAUGAGAUUAAAUGGAAUAACACAUACAUUUACAGCACCAUAUCACCCAAGUUCUAACGGGGCCGCAGAAGGUGCAGUUAAGUUGUGUAAAAGAGCUAUAAAAAAAGCUAUAAGAGAAAAUCGAGACAUAGAGGAGACAUUACAAACUUUCUUACUGAAUUACCGUAACUGUGAGCAAGGUACUACGGGAGAAACUCCAGCUAUGUUACUACAGAAACGACGACUUCGUUCUAGAUUGGACCAAUUAAAGCCUACCUGCGCAGUUGAAAAGAGAGUCCAUCGCGCUCAACAUAAACAGAUCGAAUCAGCAGGAGGUAUUUUACCUAAUCAAAUGGACGAAGGGGACCCAGUAUGGGUACAAGAAUAUAACGCGAGGGAUAAGUGGGUACCGGGAACAGUAUCAAAAGUAACGGGUUCUCGUAAUUACGUAGUGACAAAGGAAAAUGGUACCACAUGUAGUAGACACUUAGAUCAAUUAAAGUCGCGAUAUGCGUAUUGUUUGCCAAGCUCUAGUCCGUCAGAUAGCACCCCGCAGGUGUCACCCUUGCGCGCGUCGGUGCCGCCGCCGCGCUCCCCGGCCGCGCCCGCCCCCGCGCCGCCGGCGCCCGCGCCCGCGCCCGCGCCGCUAGCGCCACCUGCCGCGCCCGCAUUGACACUAGCCCCGGCCCCAGAAUUGAAACGCAUUAGAAAACCACCUGUGCGUUUUGGUUUCGAAAUAGAUUAA